Molecule: messenger RNA, 1439 nt
Organism: Trichoderma citrinoviride
Lineage: Eukaryota; Fungi; Ascomycota; Sordariomycetes; Hypocreales; Hypocreaceae
Exons: 5
Coding region: 333-1430 (365 amino acids)
Biological process (GO): proteasome-mediated ubiquitin-dependent protein catabolic process; protein catabolic process in the vacuole; negative regulation of gluconeogenesis
Cellular component (GO): GID complex; extrinsic component of membrane
Source: RefSeq, a predicted model, not a curated record
CCUGCGAGAUGCACGCUGCGUGCCAUCCCUGAAGACCCUCGUCCCGGCCUCGUGGGUCGUCCUGCUCCUUGCUUGUCCUUGCUUGUCCUUGUACUUGUACGUGUGCUGUGCUGCUUCGGGCACUUAAUCACCGCCAUCCUCCCGCUCGAAUCGCAACUCGAUCCGCUCUCGGACUGAAACGGCACUCCUCACGUCGACACGGGCUGGAGCAUCAUCAUCGUCUUUGAUUAGCGAUUAUUUCCUGCUCUUUCCUCUCGGCUUCCUGCGCCAGCCUUGCCUGCCACGAACCGAGCCGGCGCCUCUUGUCUUGAUCUUCGUCCACAGCUGCGACAAUGCCAACUCCCUCCUCCAACCCGCCUCCCGACCAAUCCUCUCCGCCUCCCUACAGUUUCUCGUCAUGUCCUGAGGAUCAGCCGCACUUGUCUCGAUCCUCCCGGCCGGCUCAAGACACCACGCGACCGACGUCAGACAUGGAGACCGGCCAGAGCCCAUCCACAAGCAUUGCCUCUACAGCCUUUUCAUCCGAAGCAGCUCGCGACGGCCCUGCAGCGGAAGAAACAGUAUUCAUAGAUGGCCGGGCGUCUGCGGGCGGCUCGCCCAUGGAUACCACGUCUCCCCGACCGCCGUCCAGCGGGACGACUGCCACAUCUCCCACCCUGAGUGGGCGAGACGAUACCCUCAAGCACCAGGGAACCGACACGGCUGAUCGCCUGAGUCGGGAGUCGUCCACCUUGUCUGGGCAUUCACAGGUCGAGAAUCCGAUCCCCGUCCGACGUGAGCCCGACGCAUUGGAGUGGUAUGAAGAAGAUGCAUAUGGCUCGCCCGCCAUGCCAUCUGACUGCACAAAUCUACGAAAAAUCCCCAUCUCACCGUCAUCAUUCCUCCGCCCCGGCAGCAGGUUCCGCGGCACACAGCAAUCUGAGAGACAAGUCUACGAAGUCCAGGUCGAGAUCAAGCACGUCGACCUGCGCGAGUCUUUUCUCUGUGGCUAUUUGCGUAUCCAAGGAUUGACCGAGGACCACCCAACCCUCACCACUUACUUUGAGGGAGAAAUCAUUGGCACCAAGUACAACUUCUUCACCAAGCACGAUGACUGGGGGGCCAACUCCAAGGUCGACCUGAGCCACUGGUCCAAGUUCAGCGCCUUCCGGCCCUACCAGAAGAUGGCUCGCAAGGGGCCCGUUACCAUCACUGACCUCGCGCAACGAGACCACAUCUUUAUGCGCUGGAAAGAGCAUUUCUUGGUCCCCGACCACCGGGUUCGAACCAUCACCGGGGCCUCUUUUGAGGGCUUUUACUACAUCUGCUUCAAUCAGGUCAAAGGAGAGAUAAGCGGCAUCUAUUUCCACUCCAAGAGCGAAAAAUUUCAACAGCUGGAAUUGAAGCAUGUUCCUGAUCGGGGAUGCUUCAGUGCCAUGGAGUUCCGGUGAUGAUGUCAA